CAAAACAUGUCAGCAACAUACAACUAUUGUAUUCACCAACAGGCAUCACGCCCAAAAUGGACCUCCAGGUGGGACUCUUGAGAUUAACCUGACAACCGUGAGGGAGAUUAUCAUCCAUUGCCCCCAGUACCCCGUCUUUUAGUUGGUGCCACUGCCUACAAAAUCCUUGCUGGACGGCUGGUGGAACUGCGUCAUGACGCGCAUUCUGCAUUCUGCACAAAUCGGCCCACUUUUCUGAAAACACCCAGGAAUCGGCUGCCCAUCUAAUCUCCAAAUUUCCAGAGUCUUGUCUUCCUAAAGGUACUUUUCGUUGGAACCUCUGACCACUUUCGCCCGCUCCAUUGCGGUUUUCGGCUCAGUGAGUCCAAACGACCCGUCUCCACGGCCCGGUGCUGGCCGUAGCAACGAUUCACCAUGAACUUCGCCAUGAUCUCCUUGACCACAUUUGCCGAUCUCCCAACCCACUUUGACGUGCGUCACCAUUGCGAGAUCCGUGGGCGGGGGCACGGAGGAUAUGGAGGACGGUUUGGAGGAGGGCACGGGCUGUGAGAUGAACGAGAUUGAAGACCUCCACUGCGCAGCUGUCAAUGGCAAGCUCUCCCGAGCUCGGAGGUCCAGACGAGCGAAUGGACUGAGCGAAGGACUGUGUGAACCAGGUGAAGGAAUGAUCUCAGAGAUGACGGCCCCUGCUUCUUGUGGAGCAGCGCUGCCAUCCCAUGUGGGCGCCCGGCCCUCCCGGAGCCGGGGAGGCCUGGAGCGCCGGGUGUGGUGCUUGCUGAAGCGCGCCGUGCCAGCGGAGCGGCAGCGGCUCCUGCGACACUUGUCUGAGCCACAACGACGGGCCCUGGAGCGGUGGAUCUUGGCACAUCCAGAGGCUGGGAGGGGCUGAGGCCAAAGACAGGGCCCAGGUGGGAGAGGGGCCCCCGCAGGUCUCUCUCCCGUGUGCAGGGCAUCGAGAGCCACGCACGGCAGGGUCAGCUGCGCUACCGAGCCGUGGUGCGGUUUGGCCCGAUCCGCAUCAUGACGGGCUACUGCAAGGACUUGCUCCUUGCAAAAGAACGCUUCAAGGCACCGCAGUAGUGUGCCUUGUGAGGCACCCGCCACAAGUGGUGACGGAGCGAGCGCCAAGGUCUUCCAGUGCCUCCGGCAUGCUCUGGCACAGGCCGAUGUGGCUCACUUAGAGCUCAGGUUCUUUGCCCUCCUGCCAUGCAGGCACUUGAAGACGCCUUGCUUGAAGCUCGAGGGCCCUGGCCUGGAGGCGAACUUCCUUGCCUGGCAGCGGCUGCACGAGCUGUUGAAGGAGCCGAAGACAUCCUUGGAGGACGCCUGGCUCAAAGCGCAAGGAAUCUCGAACCAGGCAUGGGCUUCGGUCCAUCCGUCCAAGCGCGUGGUCAAGAGGCGUCAGGCACCCAAGGGCUUGGCGCCCAGCGCGAGAGGAGGGCCGCGAUCCGAUCGGACGCAGGCCUUGGAGUCGCGACUGCAAGACCUCCUGCGCCGCUGGCGACCCUGAGAUGCGCGGAGAUGCUGUUCAACGCGUGUGUUCCGUGAAAGCAGAUGCUGUUCAGAGCCGUGUUGUCCGCAGAGAGGCUGAACGUCGUAAAUGUAGUUGCCAGGGUCUUCAGUCGGUAACACCUGCGGCGGCUGCUCUGACGCUGAUAACAGACCUCGUUUCAGGAUGAUGCUACAGACAGAGUCCAUGAUGGACUCAGCUCUCAGAGCUUUUGGAGAGAUGUGGAAGCGCCCAUGGACUACUUGGAAAUGGCUGAUGGAGAAUGGC
This is a messenger RNA of Durusdinium trenchii, 1777 nucleotides long. The record is from the annotation of a GenBank genome assembly. Lineage: Eukaryota; Dinophyceae; Suessiales; Symbiodiniaceae.